GCGGGGUGAUUGUGUGGCUGGUCACGACAACAUCGCUCACCUCAACUUACGUUCGCUCGACACACACAUCGGGUCGCGUGUGCCCAUCGGAUACCCUACGAGUGAUAUUAUUUGAUCGAUUCGAAGAUUUUAAGUGAUAAAGUGCGAAGUUUUUGUGUGGAAAGUAAAUAUUAAGUGCAUUGUUGUAAAAGCCGGUUCACCUCGUGAGCGAGGCCGGUUCUGUGUACUUGUGCUUUCUAAACGAAUCCCGAGCGAGCGAUAACUGUUGGCCGGCUACGUGAUCUUUAAGACAGAGUUAUUAGGAUUGUGAAAACGAACAGAGUAUCCGGGCGGCGGCAUGCAGUGGCGCCGGUAACGAAGUGCCCCCCCGCGCACCGCUCGCCCCCGACCCCGCGCCCGCUCCCGCGCUACCCUACACAUAUAUGAGCAUACCGGGGCCGGGUGUAAGAUGGUGGGUGCGCAAGCGUGGCUGGUGGUGGCGGCGAUGUGGUGGCUGGCGAGCGCCGGGCCGGGCCCGCCCGCGCUGCGCUUCUCGCGCGUGCUAUACAACCUCACCAUCCCCGAGAACAGCGCGCCGCGCACACAUGCGUUGCAGCCGCCCGCUGACGAACCGCUCGGCGUGCGCUUGCCCGACCCGCACGCGCGCUGCCGUUUCCGCAUACGCCACGGCGACAAGGACAAGUUCUUCAAGGCGGAGGAACGUGUCGUCGGCGACUUCUGCUUUCUCACCAUACGAACUCGCGCCGGACACGCCGAUGUCCUCAAUCGCGAACGGCGAGAUUCCUAUAAACUCGAAGUGCGCGCCACGGUCCAGAUCUCCCACGACCAACACCUGGAAGCGGACACGGUGCUCGCUAUAGAAGUCGCCGACGAGAACGAUCUGAGUCCGCUCUUUUAUCCGACCGAAUACGAAGCAUUAGUCCCUGAAGAUACGCCGGUUCACUCGAGUAUCGCGCGCGUUACUGCCGAGGAUGCCGACAUCGGGUUAAAUGGAGAGAUCUACUAUAGCCUAGCCGAGCCCACAGACCGAUUUGCUGUGCAUACUACUUCUGGGAUCAUUACUAUAACUCGCGCACUAUCGGCAUCCGAGAGUACACGAUAUAAGAUUGUAGUAUUAGCUCGAGAUCGCGCCUCGCUCAUGGCGCGUGGAGAGGACGCGCCCGCUGCACGCGCAACGGUAAUUGUCCGCGUUGAGCGGGUGAAUCUACAUUCACCAGAACUGCGCGUUCGAAAACUCCCCGAGCUCGUUGAGAACUCUACCGCCGAGAUUUAUGCUAUAAUUGAAGUGAGCGAUCGCGACAGUGGGGAUCAUGGACGAAUAGCUGGUCUCGAAAUAGUCGACGGCGAUCCAGAUGGCCAUUUCAGAGUGCGGCCAUCAGUGCAACCCGGUGAAUACGAUGUAGUAGUUCAUGCUUUGCUCGAUCGUGAAACCUCCCCUCGAGGUUACAAUCUAACUCUUCGUGCGACAGAUGCAGGUCAUCCGCCGCGUUCUUCCUAUUUGACUCUACCUGUAAUGCUUGUCGAUGCCAAUGAUAAUGCACCUGUUUUUAGUAGAGAAGUAUACGAAGCAAGUAUACCAGAGACUGCUCCACCAAACACACCCGUGAUAAGACUUAAAGUUACUGAUAGAGACGAAGGGCGCAACGCCCGAGUUUACAUAGAAAUAGUAGGUGGUAAUGAAGGAGGUGAAUUUAUUGUAAAUCCAGACACUGGAGUACUGUAUACAGCCAUGACAUUAGAUGCUGAAGAUAAAUCUCUUUACACUUUAACUGUAUCAGCUAUAGAUCAAGGAAACGCUGGAACAAGAAAACAAUCAUCGGCCAAGGUAAAAAUUGCCAUACUGGAUUCGAAUGAUAACAACCCUAUAUUUGAGCAAGAUAACAUGGAAGUUAGUGUACCGGAGAAUGGUGCGAGUGGCGCAGUUGUGGCGCGAGUGGUAGCUCGCGAUGCUGAUUCAGGAGAAAAUGCUUACAUAUCUUAUAGUAUCGCUAACCUUCAACCUGUGCCCUUCGAUGUCGACCACUUUUCUGGUGCUGUGAGAACAACGCGUGUGCUCGAUUACGAAAGUAUGCGCCGGGAAUAUACAUUACGCAUAAGAGCUAGUGACUGGGGCCUGCCCUACCGGCGCCAAGCAGAAAUGCGACUAGUCGUACGAGUUAAAGAUGUGAAUGACAAUCGACCACAGUUUGAACGAGUCGACUGCGUAGGUUAUUUACCGCGGCGACUUCCUAUAGGUUUUGAGAUUGUUACACUUUCCGCCAUAGAUUUUGACGCCGGUGACGUGGUCUCAUAUAGAGUUGUGAGUGGAAACGAGGACAAUUGCUUUUCACUUGAUUCCAGCACAGGAGUAUUAAGUUUAACGUGUGAUCUCAAUGAUGCACGCUCAGACACAAAAAUACUGAAUGUAACUGCAACAGAUGGAACACAUUUUGCUGAUUCAACAUCUCUCACAUUACAUCUCGUGGGAGGCGGAACAGGUGUAGAUGCCAACCCGCUCGAGUGCCGCGAUACUGGAGUCGCGCGCCGGCUCACAGACCUCCUUGCCGCCGCAGAGCGAAGCAACGCACCUAUCGAUCUCGCAGAUGAAUUUCCACUCGCACCUUCUCGCUAUGGUGAAAAUCUUCACUCUCCCGACUUUAUUGACUUCCCAGUUGAAGUCAAAGUGAACGAAUCUGUCGCACUUGGAACAUCGCUUGUGAAACUUCGCGCUCGAGAUCGAGACCUAGGUUACAACGGACUUCUUGUUUAUGGUAUAUCCGGCGGAGAUGCCGAUUCUGCUUUUCGCAUCGAUCCGGAUACUGGUGAUCUUCAAGUGAUCGGUUAUCUCGACCGUGAGCGUGAGAGCGAAUACUAUCUCAACGUAACCGUUUACGAUCUCGGGUCGCCGCAGCGUUCUGCGUCUCGUCUACUACCUGUCACGGUAUUAGAUGUGAAUGACAAUCGACCUCGAUUCGAAAAAACGCUUGCGAGUUUCCGUGUCACUGAAAAUGCUAUCAACGGAACUGCGAUAUUUCGUGCUAAUGCUACCGAUCGAGAUGCUGGUGAUUUCGCCCGAGUUACCUAUAGUUUGAGUGGUUCGAGUGACGGAGAGGGAGAGUUCUGUGUUGAUGCGUCAUCGGGCGUUGUGUCCGUGUGCGCGCCAUUAGACCGUGAGCGCAGGGCGCUGUAUGAACUGACUGUGAGAGCCACGGAUGGAGGAGGACUACACUCAGAAGCAUUGGUGCGUGUGGCAGUGGAUGAUGUGAACGACAACGCCCCACGAUUCGGUUUGCAAGCAUAUGGCGCUCGUGUACGAGAGGACGUGCCUGUAGGCACGAUGGUCGCUGUUCUCGAAGCAUUCGACCCUGACCUCGGUGACGGAGGCAUCGUCACUUACUCACUACCCGACCAGGCACCCGAAGAUAUCGUCUUUACUAUCGACGGAACGUCUGGAACUUUACGAACUGCGAAACGACUAGACUACGAAGAACGACAGGUAUACGGUGUAACAGUACGCGCAACUGACGGCGGGCGGCCUGCUCUAUGGGCGGAAGCGUCCCUGGUGGUGGAAGUUCUGGAUGUAGACGAGAACCAGCACGCGCCGCAGUUCGCCGACCGGCUGGUGCUGACGGGCAGCGUGCGGGAGGACGCGGGUCGCACAGCCGUCGCACUCGCCGCCGCCGCCACCGACGCCGACCCGCCCGGCCGCGACUCCAGACUCGCCUAUUAUAUUGUUGCGGGAUCCGGCAUGGCACACUUCUCUAUCGACGAUCAAGGCAUGAUCCGCACCCUGUCACCGUUGGACCGCGAGACAGUCCCGCACUACUGGCUGACGGCUUGCGCGCAGGACCAUGGCCUUGUGCCGCGCCUCUCAUGCGUGCAGGUGUACAUCGAAGUGGAGGACGUGAACGACAUGGUGCCGUGGCCGGAGCAGGCGUCGUACGCGGCGAGCGUGGUGGAGCACGCGGCGGGCGGGACUCGCGUGAUCCGCGUGCGGGCCCUCGACGCGGAUGACUCGCCGCGCCCCGCCAACGUCACCUACUCCAUCGUCGCCGGGAACCCGGACGGACUGUUCUCCAUUGAUGAAAACACUGGUGAGAUCGUGACGACUGGCCGCACGCUGGACCGCGAGGCGAGCGCGGUGCACGCGCUUGAAGUGCAGUGCUCCGACGGCACGCUGACCACCACCACGCGCGUGCACGUGCGCGUGCUCGACCUCAACGACCACGCGCCCGCCUUCACGCACCACUUUUACGACAUCCGCGUGCCCGUCAGGCAAGACCAGCUCGCGCUCGAUGCACUACCGCAGGGCGACGCGGCGGAGCAGAGCAGCACGGAGUGGGACGCGGAGGAGGACGAGGAGGGCUCCGGCGGCCGCGCGCUCUGGGACUACUACGACGACGACGCGCCCGCUGGCACCUACCUCGCCACGGUGGUGGCGCUGGACUCGGACGCAGGCGAGAACGGCACGGUGCGGUACUGGUCGCGCGCCCGCGGCGCCGCUCGCGCCCUGCUGCGCGUGCACGCCUCCACCGGCCGCCUGCUCGCCGCGCCCGGCCUGCAUCUCACGUCUGACAUGUCCUACGACCUAACUGUGCGCGCGUGCGAUGGCGGGUCGCGGGCGCGGUGCAGCGUGUCGCGCGUGGGUGUGCGCGGCGCGGCGGCGGGCGGCGGGGCGGCGCCGCGAGUUUCCGAGCCCGCGCCGCUCACUGUGGCCGAGCUCGACCCGCCCGGCUUCCUGCUGGCCGUGCUGCAGGCCAGCGACCCUGAAGGCGAUCCUCUGUACUACGAUAUAGUCGGUGGCGACGACGAGCACGAGUUCCACAUAGGCCGGUCGGACGGCAGCCUGGUGGUGGCGCGCCGCCUGCGCCACGAACGACGAGACAAGUACGCGCUCAACAUCUCCGUCACCGAUGGGCUGCACACCGUCUACACAAUCGUAAACGUGACGGUGAUAAACGACGCGAACGAGGACGGUGUGUCGUUCUCCCUGGACGAGUACAUUGUGGAAACAUCGGAGUCGCGGCGCGCGGGCGAGGCGCUCGUGGCGCUGCAGGCGCGCGGGGCUGGGCGCCUGCUGUACGGGCUGCUGGCUGCGCGCGCGCCCGCCUCGCUGCCUCUGUUCCGGCUGCACGAGCUGACGGGAGUGCUGGAGCUGGCGCAACCGUUGGACAGAGAAAGCGCAGCGAUCCAUGAGCUGACAGUGUGGGCGCGCGACCAAGCACCGCGCGCGUCCCGGGCGUUCGCGCGCGUCACCAUCCGCGUGCACGACGCCGACGAGCACGCGCCCGAGUGGGGCCGCCGCCUAGCCGAGGCGCGCCUGGUCCGAGAUGCUCCCGUAGGGGCACUCGUUGCUGCGCUGCGGGCCGCGGACAGAGACGCGGGAGACGCAGCGAGAAUCAUAUAUUCCUUAGGCGGCGGCGAUGAUGGCACGUUCUCCGUGGACGCUCUGGGCGACGUGCGCGUAGCGCGGGCGCUGCCAGCACGCGGGCCUCGCGACUACACGCUGCACGUGCGCGCCGCCAACCCGCCGCCCGCCGCGCGCUACUCCACGCUGCCGCUACACGUGCUCAUAGUGGAGCCCGACGACGCCCCGCCCAGCUUCACGUCCAGCGAGCUGGUGUGCGAGGUGUACGAAAACGAGCCAGCGGGUGCGACCUUGGGCUCGCUGGAGGCGCGCAGCCCCAGCACCGUGCGCUACUCUCUGACGGGCGGCGCUGGACUAUUCCGACUCAACCCCGCCGCCGGCGUGCUCUCCACCGCCGCGCCGCUCGAUUACGAGGCCGCUAGCUUCUACAACCUGACUGUCACCGCCGUUAACAUGGGCGGUGGCACAGCAACGGCGCAAGUGUCAGUCCACGUUCUGGAUCGGAACGAGUACCCACCAACAUUAAUGCACGACGUGUACCACGGCCGCAUUUCCGAGGCCGCAGCGGCGGGAGCAUUAGUGUUCGACGCGGGGGAAGGAGUUAAAGGAGCCACACCGUUAGUGCUCGACGUAGCAGAUCUGGACUCGCCCGCGCACCGCCAGCGCGCGUACGAGAUCCUCGACCCGGCGGCCGCUAAAUUGUUCCACGUCGACCCUACCACCGGCGCGCUGCGACUCGCGGCUCAAGUCGACUACGAACGCGCGAAGUCACACGAGUUCAACGUUAGAGUAGUCGACGCCGGCUCUCCCCGCUUGCCGUCUGACAGCGUGGCGCGCGUCAUCGUGGAAGUGGUGGACGUGAACGACUGCCCGCCCGCCUUCGACCAGUCUUCGUACGAAGCGACCCUGCUGCUGCCCACCGCUAACGGGGUGCUGGUCGCCACUCUGCACGCCACCGACCCAGACCCUGCGCCCGACGGACUCAUCAAGUAUGACAUCAUCGAAGGAGACGAGCAGUCCGCCUUCUCGUUAUCCAACGAUGGCGUCUUGACCGUGGCUAAGCCGGAGUCUCUCGCGGAGUCAUACCGGUUGCGUGUGCGCGCCUCCGACGGGCAGUACUCGAGCACGGCGCGCGUGGUAGUGCGAGUGAGGGAGAUAGAGAACUCGGGGCUCGCGUUCCAGAAGGCGGACUACUACGGCUCCGUGGUGGAGAACUCCACUAAACCUGCGCUGGUGGCCGUACUCAACGUGCUCGGCGCCGCGCUCAAUGAGCACGUGGAGUUCCACAUACUCAACCCGGUGGAAGGAUUUGAGGUGGGGUUGACAUCGGGCGCGGUGCGCAGCACGGGCGUGGCGCUGGACCGCGAGCGGCGCGACUCGUACUCGCUGGUGCUGGAGGCGCGCGGCGGGCAGCGCGUGGCGCGCGCGCGGCUGCACGCGGCCGUCACGGACGUCAACGACAACUGCCCCGUGUUCGUUGGCCGCCCCUACGUGGCCGCCGUGCGCGCCGGCGCCGAGCCCGGCGAGCCCGUGCUUACCGUCAAGGCGAUAGACCUCGACGCCAACGACAACGGCGAGGUGCGUUACGAGAUGAAGCGCGGGCACGGCGAGCUGUUCCGCGUGGACCGGCGCACGGGGCAGGUGUCGCUGAAGCAGACGCUGGACGCGCACGCGUCGCUGUACGCGCUAGUGAUCGCGGCCUUCGACGGCGGCACCCCGGCGUGCGGCGCCGACGCCGACGUCGCCGUGCGCGUGUGGGCCGGCGGCGCCGCGCCCGCCUGGGACCGCCCGCACUACCAUCUCGAUGCCCGUGAAGACAUUCCCCCUGGGCAGCCGCUGGCGCCGCCCCUGCGCGCGCUCAGUCCACUCAACCGUCAGCUCAUCUACACGCUCGUCGACGACAACAACGCUUCGGACCUUUUCGAAAUACACUUCGAUGCGGCACCCGACAGAGGCAAUAACCCAUGCAUUUUGGUCGCUCGCGCGCCGCUCGACUUCGAGACGACUCAGACGCACGAGUUGGUUGUGCGUGCAACGGACGGCGUAACAGGCGCUUUCGCCGACGUGGCGGUGACGCUACGAGUGCUGGACGUCAAUGACUGCGCGCCGGAAUUGGAUAAAGACGUUUAUCGCGCGUCUGUGUCGGAAGCUGCCGCUGUGGGGGAACUGGUCGUCACUGUGCAUGCCACUGAUAACGAUACUGGUGUGAACGGUGAGAUCGAGUACUCUCUAAGCGGGUACGGGUCUGAGUCCGCGGCGGCUGAGUUUUCUGUGGAGCCGCGGUCGGGAGCGGUACGCGUAGCAGCCGCGCUGGACCGCGAGCGGCGUGCGGCCUACCACCUGCUCGUCACCGCGGCUGACUCCGGCCGCCCGGCGCUGCUCACCACCGCGCAUCUCUUCAUCACUGUGGAGGACGUGAACGACAACCCGCCGCGCAUGGAGCGUGCGGUGGUGCCGGUGACAGUGUCGCUGGAAGCGGCGCGCGGCACGGGCGUGGCGCGGGUGUCGGCGUGGGACGCGGACGCGGGCGACGCGCCCCGCCUGCGGUACGCUCUCGCGGGGCCCGCGCCCGACCACCACGCCCUAGCUGUGGAUCCACGCACCGGCGUCAUCUCGCUUGCCAACACGCGCGCCUGGGCACAGGCGGGCAGCGCGCCGCGGUCGCUGAACGUGUCUGUGUCGGACGGCGCGCACGCGGUGUUCGCGCGCGUGAAGGUGUCGCUGGCGCCCGCCAACCGCUCGCCGCCACACUUCCCGCACCUCGUGCACGAGGCGCGCGCUAGGGAGAACCAACCGCCGCCGCUCUUACUCACCACCGUAAAAGCGUACGACGAUGACCCCGGAGAGUACGGCACCAUCGCGUACUCGAUACCAUCGGCAAAGCUCCGCGAGACGUUCGCAAUAGACGCGACUAGCGGUGCUCUUACCACGCUCGUGCCGCUCGACAGAGAGAAGCGCGCCGAAUGGGAGGUGCCGGUAACGGCGAGUGACGGCGGCGGCCUGCUGCGCCACACCACGGUGCGCGUGCGCGUGGCGGACGUGAACGACAACGCGCCGGUGUUCCCGCACCGCGAGUACCGCGCCGCCGUGCCCGGCUCGCGCGCGCCCAACGCGCCCUUCCUCACGUUGACCGCGCGCGACGCCGACGCGCCCGACAACGCGCGCCUCCACUACUCUGUCUACGAGGGCGACGUGCGCUCCGAUACCACCGGCCUGUUCGCGGUCGACCCGCACACUGGGGCGUUGUCGUUCGCCCGCGACGCGUCUGCUUUCGCAUCCCGGUCGGUGCAAGUGUGGGUGCGCGCGCGGGACGGCGGCGGGCUGGCGGGCGAGGCGCCGGUGUCGGUGUACGUGCUGGCCGCCAACGAGACCGCGCCGCGCCUGCGGGCGCCCCCGCCCACCGUAUUCUUGCCCGAGGACGCGCCCGCGGGCACGCUCAUCGCCGAGCUGCGCGACCCCACCGACGAGGAGACGGCCACUAGAUUCCGCCUGGCGCCCGGCCUGUGGCCGCGUGACCUUUUCGCGGUGGACUCCGUCGGAAGACUCGUGCUGGCCGGACAGCUGGACAGGGAGACCGCCGCCGAACAUGUUAUAGGCGUGAUAGCGGAGGGCGCGGGCAGCCCGGCGCCGGCGCGGCUGGUGCAGACGCGGCUGCUGGUGCUCGACGUCAACUCGCACGCGCCCGCCUUCCACUCGCAGCCCUACGUCGUGCACCUCGCGGAAAUAGCCCCGCCUCAUACUAGCGUCGUACAAGUGAUGGCCGACGACCCGGACUCCGGUUCGAACGGCGAGGUCCGCUUCUCGAUCGUCCCCAACCCCGACGGGGACGAGAGCGCGUCGCUGUUCGCCGUGGACCCGUUCAGCGGCUGGGUGACGACGACGGCGGCGCUGGACCGCGAGCGGCGCGCCGAGCACCGCCUGGCGCUGCUGGCGGCCGACAGCGCGCCGCCGCACCAGCGCCGCACCGCGCGCGGCACUCUCGUCGUGCGCCUCGUCGACUACAACGACUGCCCGCCCGAGUUCCUGCAGGAGCGGUAUGAAGCUGAGAUACACGAGGACGCAGCAGCGGGCACUGUGGUGGCGCGGCUGGGCGUGCGAGACGCGGACAGCGGGAGUGCGGGUGGCGCGCUUACGUACUUCGUGGCGGACGGCGACGCGCGCGCGCGCUUCCAGCUGCGGCCCUCCGGCGAGCUGUACGUGGCGCGCGCGCUCGACCGCGAGACCGAGCCCGAGUAUCUGCUCUCCGUCGCCGCCACCGAUGGCAAAUUCACCGCCUACACGGAGGUCGCUAUCACCGUGCUCGAUGUUGACGACAACCCACCAUACUGCGUGCGGCACCGCUACUACUCGCGGCUUCCGGAAGACGCGCCUUUGGGCACGCGCGUGAUGCGGCUGCUGACGGGCGACGCGGACGGGCCGGGCAACGCCGCGCUCAAGCACUACCUCACCGGCGACCACGCCGAACACUUCGCCAUCGACAAGGGAACCGGCGUGGUUACCGUAGCAGCGGCACUAGAUCGGGAGACUUUAAGCUCAUACCGUCUGGUGGCGCACGCUCAGGACCGCACGCGAGCUGAAUGGAGCUGUGGCUCCGAACUACUCGUCACGCUCACAGACGUCAACGACAACGCACCGAGAUUCUCCGCCGACACUUACGCCGUCACGCUGCCCGAGGACGCCGAUAUAGGCACAUUAGUUGCCAAAGUGCACGCCACCGACGUCGAUCUAGGCGAAAACAGGCUCGUGCGAUACUCGUUCGCGGAAGAGAACGAAGCGUUCGAUCUAGCGAGCGACAGCGGCAUCAUCACGCUGCGCACGCCGCUGGACCGCGAGACGCAGGCGGAGCACCGGCUCGUGAUCGUGGCGCGCGACGCCGGCCGCCCGCCGCUGUCCGCGUCCGCCACCGUGCGCCUCACCGUCGCCGACGUCAACGACAACCCGCCCGAGUUUGAGAUGCGCCUCUACCGCGCCGCCGUGCCUGAGCUGGCCGCGCUCGGCACCGACCUGCUACGCGUGCGCGCCACCUCGCGCGACACAGGCGUCAACGCCGACGUGUACUACUCCAUCGUCGGCGGCGACGGCCGCGAGGAUUUCGCGCUCGACCGCUCCUCCGGCGUGCUCACAGUCGCGCGCCCGCUCGACUACGAGCGCCGCAAGGAAUACGCGCUCACCAUCCAGGCGAUCGACGGCGGGUCGCCGCCGCUCAGCGACCAGGCGUCCGUCAACAUCACCGUCGCCGACAGCAACGACAACCCGCCGACCUUCUCGCAGGCUUCGUACGGCGCGCGCGUGCGCGAGGACGCAGUGAUCGGCGAGCGCAUCUUGCAAGUGAUCGCCGAUGACGCCGACUCGGGCGCAAACGGCCGCGUGACGUACUCGAUCGCUCGAGGCAACCACGAAGAUCGCUUCGCCAUCGAUGCGGACACUGGCUACCUGUCGGUGGCGGCACCGCUCGACCGCGAGACUGUGCCCGCCUACGUUCUGGAGGUGCGCGCGAGAGACCGCGGUACGCCGACGUUGGAAUCUGCCACGCUCGUCAACGUCGAAAUCGUCGAUGCCAACGACAACCCACCGCUCUUCGCCCGGACCAACUACACGGCGGUCGUUCAGGAGGAUCGGCCACUUGGCUACACGAUUAUCAAAUUCGAAGUUCAAGAUGCGGAUGCGCCGCCCAACGCGGCGCCAUACACCUUCGACUUUCAAUCCGGGAACGAGAUGGGAGCUUUCCGCCUCGAGCAAGAUGGUUAUCUUCGAUCUGCGACGCGAUUCAACCACCGCAUCAAGGAUAGAUACACUCUGCAGAUCCGAGUUUUCGACAACGGAACACCUCCUCUAUUUUCGGACGCGUGGGUUUACAUAAAAGUGAUAGAAGAAUCUCAGUACCCCCCUGUGGUGACGCCGCUCGAGAUAGUCGUGAACUCGUAUCUGGACGAGUUCCCUGGCGGCGAAAUCGGCCAGGUGUUCGCGUCGGACCGGGACGCUUACGACACGCUGACAUACAAACUGGCGCCGGCCGACGGCGCACCAUACCCUCCCACUGACUUGUUCGAGAUCGGCUCCGGCAACGGUACGCUACGAGCCGCGCCCCGGCUCGACGUCGGCGAUUACCGCCUCAACGUCACCGUCGACGACGGCAAGUUCGUCAGCUUCGCGAUCGUGCGUGUUACCGUAGUGUUGGUUUCCGACGAGAUGCUCGCGCAGGCGAUCGUCGUUCGCUUCCGAGAAAUCACGGAUCGCGACUUCGUUCUGAGUCAUCGGAAAGGAUUCAUCCGAGCGGUGGCGGAAGCGACGGAUUGCGAGCCCGGGGAUGUGAUCAUAGUCAGCGUGCAGCCGUCGGGAGAAGGAACGGGAGCCCGUCGAGCGAAGCGACAGGUAGCUCAAGACCUGGACGUCGCUUUCGCCGUCCGCGUCGCUGGUGGUUUCCUACCAGCAGACGCUCUACGCCGCCGACUGCACGCUCACUUGGAACGUUUGGAGGAACGCACACGUCUCAUCGUGGAGGAGCUCCUGCGCGUUUCGUGCGGGGGAUGCGCGCACGGCUCGUGCGCAGAGAGAGUGGAGCUGCAGUCAAGCGGUUUGCGCGCAGUGACGACGGACGUGUUCGCGCUGGUGUCGGCGCCGCACCGUCUGCGCGGCGAGUGCGCCUGCCUCGGCGGGUACGCGGGCGACCACUGCGACCGGAUCUCCAACACCAUCGACACAGAUGCCGAAUGCGGCGAGCCCGGGUGCAGAUCGAGCCCUGCGGUGACGCAGCUGGCGGGUGACGGGUACCUGGUGUACCGCGUGGAGCGCGGCGUGGUGGAGGGCGCGCGCGUGCCGGACGACGAGCUGGCGCUGUCGCUGCGCUUCCGGACGCGGCGCGAGCGCGGCACUCUGCUCUACGCCGCCGGCCGGGUGGACUACGCCGCGCUUGAGGUGGCGGAGGGGUACCUGCAGUUCCGCAUGGAGCUGGGGUCGGGCCCGGCGCUGGUACGCGCGGCGGUACCGGUGUCGGACGGCGCGUGGCACGAGGCGCGGCUGGAGCGGCGCGGCGCCGGCAUGCGACUCACCGUGGACCGGCGCAGCGCCGCCGCCACCACGCCGCCGCCCGCCGCCGUGCUCGACGCGCGCCCCGACCGCCUGCUCGUCGGCGCCGCGCUCAUGCGGCACGCGCACGCGCUCGCGCCCGAGCAAGUGACGUACGGCUUCCACGGGUGCAUAUCUGAGCUGAAGCUGGGCGGCAUGUUGCUGCCCCUGGAGGAGGGCGGCACGUCGGGCGACGGUCGCGCGGCUCUGGUGCGGCGCGUACGCGCGCGGCUGGCGCCCUCCUGCGCGCCGCUGCCCCCGCCUACGCCCUGCGGCUCCGCGCCCUGCCUCAACGGGGGCACCUGCCGCGACGCGCAUACCUUGCUGGAGGGCGCGCCCGACUCCGAGGGCUACACUUGUCAGUGCCACGCGCGCUUUCUGGGUCCUCGCUGCGAGGUGGACACGGACCCGUGCGCGUCGCAGCCGUGCCUGCACGGCGGGUUCUGCUCGGCGGUGCCGGCGGGGUUGGCAGCUGGCGGCGCAGGCGCGGGAUACCGGUGCGCAUGCGCGGGAGGGCUGGGCGGCGCACGCUGCGAGCGCGGGCGCUGGUGCGCGGCUGGCGUGUGCGCUCACGGGGGCGCGUGCGAAGAGGGCGACUGGGGCCCGUCGUGCCGGUGCCGCGGGUACUACGGCCCGCGCUGCCAGUACGACGUCGACGAGUGCGCCGGCGAGCCCUGCCUCAACGGCGCCACCUGCCUCAACGAGCCCGGGUCCUUCCGUUGCCUCUGCCCGCCGGACAAGACCGGCAUGAAUUGCGGAAACCCGCUGUAUUCGGACGCCGUAGUAUCGGGAGGUGCGGGCGGUGGCGGGACGCGCGCGCUUCAUGACAUCUGGCGGUGGGCGUGCGACUCGCGCUGGCCGCUAGCGGCCGCGGCGGCGAUCCUGCUGGCGUUACUGCUCAUUGCCGUCGCGUUACCGCUCGCUCUCCGCCGCCGCGCGCGCCGUCGAACUGCGCGCUCGCCGAAAGACGAGCCGCUCAAUAGCGAGAAACUCGUCCCGCGUACUUCCAAACUGUCCAACCUCGAAGCUGUAUCGCGACGAGAUAGGCCGACUUCCUGCGCGGACCCGCCCCCUCUCAACAACGUGGAUACGCUGCGCAGCUAUGGCUCCGCCGGCGAUGAGCUCGAGGGCAUCCCGCCGGACUAUCGCCGGAAUCUCAAUAUCGAACCGGCGACGGACCGGAAACCGUGGUCGGAGCAGAUGCAUCUACACACAUUCGUCGACAAUAAGAUAUACAAUGAUCUCAAAGGCUGCAAGAGUCGGGCGCGAACACGAUCCCCGGCGCUCGGGCGGCUCGUGGCGGGUCUGCCUCCCGGCGAGCCUCACAUGGUGGGCGGGUACCACUGGGACUGCUCGGACUGGUGCGGCGGCGGCGCGCUGCCCGGUAUCAGCGAGGUGGCGGGCUCCGAGCGCCCCGACACCUCGCCCGAGCCCCCGCCUCCCACCAUAGAGCCGCCCGACCAGGAGCCCAGCGACGCGGACACCGCCAGAUUCGCCGACGUAUCGUCGUACCUCUUGCACCCUGACGAGUACCUGCCGCCGGCCGCGUCGGAGUGCGACCUGCGCGCGCGCGCCCUGCGCCAGCCCGACGCCGCCAGCCUCAUCACCAUGCUAGAGGAGCGGAACUCGCUCCUGGGCGGCGACGAGGAGGGGUCGUGCAGCGACCUGUCCGCCAACCUCUGCGAGAUCGAGGAGUCCGACGCCGACGACGAGCGCGCCGACCGCACGCGCGCGCGACACACCGACGUGUGACGCCGGCCCGCGGCCCGCGCGCCGCCCGCGACCACCGCGCCGACACACAUCGCGCGCGGCCUUUAGCGGCGCCGGCGCCGGGAGCGAGACCGUCUGCGGAGCGACCUUUCGCCGACCAACACUACCAGACAUAUAAGUCGCGGCACGAAACUUUAGCGCUCACCGUUAUUGCGCACAAGCAAACAUGAACAUGUCUUGGGGGGAGACGAGGUGCGCGGGUGGGCGUGCGUUGUGCCGAUCCCUGACGCGUUUUGUUGAGCGCUAGAGUUGCGUGCCGCGACCUGUCCUCCCCGAUGAACUCGGUUCGAUGGAUGGCGACUCCGAAUCCGGUCCGGUCCGUCGGGGGCGGAGCGAACGAAAGACCUCGUGCGACCGAGCGACGAUAACUAUGUACCUGAACGACGCGAACGAAAGAGCGGGGCGACCGGAAAUCCGCGCCGGAGAAUUGUUCCUAGUGUGUGAAUUGUGAAUGAUACGACUCGACUGCCGAGCGAGUGCUGCAUCAGUGUGGGUGAAACGUCCCCUUCGCUACGAUCGAGUGACUGAGCGUCCGAAAGUUUAAACGUCACCGCCGCUCAACCAAACGAUAAAUAAGAUUAAUCAUAGAUGUCCGCGCGGGCGCGUUUCGCUUCGAAUGUGGCGGGGUUGACGUUUUACGUUUUUCGCGGGACCACGCCGUAACUAGCAUUUAUAAUGUAACGUGACAUUGCCUAUUAAUUGUAACUUUUAGUUUAUUGUAAUAAAAUUUGGUCCUAUAGAGGCAUACCCGAAGACUUCAACACGUCCGGCGACCUCGGACUUUUUUUUUAUUAAAACAGUUCAUGACAUGGAGAAAUCAGAGUUAUAGUGUAAAUAAACAGUCUAGUAUAUUAAAUAUCAUGUAAAUAAUGUUUGUACGUCGCAUUGUAUAUAAUGUACAUGUGUAUGAGUGUGCACAGUGAGAGACGCACUCCGAUGACUGUCUACAAAAUAAUGUUAUUAUAAAAUUAUAAUGGUGCUCUGACUAUAGGUUCAUAUCAUAACUUUAAACUGCAUUUAUAUAAAACUGUAGUAAAAUUCUCCUUAUAGAUUAGCGAAUUAAAUGUAAGUGAUCUAUUUUUAUAUGUAUAAAUUAAUAAAUACCUAUUAUGUAUAACAAAAAUAACGUAACGCGAGCGGCCGCGGACUCCGGUCAGCUGGCCGCUCGCAGGCCUCUGAUCACGAUUUAAGUUGUUACCACCAUUUACUUACUUCAAUCGACACAGUUUAGCAAAUGCAAAUUCGCAUAAUAAUUUUUCAUGACUAUUUAUUUAUAACUGUUGUGUAAGUUUUGACACGACUAAUAAAUAUUUUAUAAUAAAGAGUGCUGUGUUUUAUUUUAUUCCUAUCACAAUCAUGGUAAGUUCUUCGAUUUUCG
Messenger RNA from Chilo suppressalis (striped riceborer), 15560 nucleotides. Lineage: Eukaryota; Metazoa; Arthropoda; Insecta; Lepidoptera; Crambidae. The record is from the annotation of a GenBank genome assembly.